This is a messenger RNA of Bursaphelenchus xylophilus (pine wood nematode), 1701 nucleotides long. NCBI's taxonomy places the organism in Eukaryota, Metazoa, Nematoda, Chromadorea, Rhabditida, Aphelenchoididae. The record is from the annotation of a GenBank genome assembly.
AUGGUGGAUCAUGUAGAACAUCUGGCGUCUUAUCCCGCGGCUGGCGCUUGUAUUGUAUGUCAAAAGCUGACAAGAUGGCAUCAAUGUGGAGUUUGGGUAAGGCGUUCGGAGUUCAAGCUACAAAAAAUUAAGCUGUUUUAGUGCAACCUAUUAAUUUCUCCUUUAUUAAAGACUAUUGUGUGUGGUUAGCGCUCAAUUUUUAGGUGUGCGGGCAAUGCGAGGAUUUCUUCUUUAAACAGGUGGCUAUAGGUCAAAAAAGGGCUGACUACGAAGUCGAAAACAAAUCGCGACAAGGUACGUUUCAAGUUAAAAAAACAAUUUGAAACUGUUCACCUUUAAAUAAAGUUUGUUUGCUUUAGAUAAUCCAAUGUCAUCUCAAAAAAAUAUAGUUAAUUUUUCCGCAAUUAGAGCAUCCUUACUGUCGAAUCCAGCGCCGGUUUCGUAUGACUUCAAGCAUUUUACAACCGGAAUAACUCGAGCAUCCUCAAGGCUGUUUAGGGCUCUCGAAAACCUUCAUACGUUCGAGUUGUCGGAGGUUUUGAAGAUAUUUCCGCAACUGGACAUCGGUGCCAGAAGCGUAAGUAACAGACUGCAGACGUUCGUUGAACUUGGAUUUUCCAAACUUUUCCUGUUUUUCAGUUUGUUCAAACAAAUGGGACCUUAUACACGCCCAUAUCUCAGAAAGCAUGCUCAGCCUUUGCCAUAAUGCUUUGCAGCGCAAUUCCAGCUCUCGGUGAUCUAGAUACCGUAGCUCGCGUGAGUGCUUCAUGUUGCGUCAUUUCACUUCCAUUUUCAGAUGCACUUUGCAGCAGAAACAAAAUUUGAAUUGCACAUGGUAAACGAAUUCUACAUGACGGCCGCUUCCUUUCCGGAGGUCGGCGACCCCCGGUUGGCUGUGAUGCCUGGGCUCUCGGUGAAUCUUCUUGACCAGGCCGAAGGAUAUUGGUUUGACGGGGAGAUGGCAGAAGAUGAGAAGGCCGCUUAUAUGAAGUAAGGUUGCUGUAAAAAGACAGUCUAUAUGCGAGGGUUUGCGUUUAGAGCCCCUUUUCAGAAUAUAUUAUACAAUUCUUGGCUUUUUGCGCCGUGAAAUGGCCUUUUUUCGGCUGCCAUAGGACAGUAGUUUUUUUGCACAGCGCAAACGCCAGAAAUUACUCGGGCGGCUUCGCAAACGGACUAGGACUAGGCGACAAAAAGUUAUUUUCAGUUUACUCCGACCCUACCUUUUCCAUUACCUGUCCAUGGUGAACGAGUUCAGGAUACGUGGUCUAAAUCAAUUUGACGUAUGCUUCAUCAUGCUCCUAACGAUAUGCAAAUACUGUAAGAACUAAUUUACACAGGAUGCAGUAAAUACUGCAUUUUUUUACUUGCAUAUGUAUGCAUAUUUAGGCGACGGCGAGGACGAGCUAAACAAAACUAUAAGUCAAUUCAAAGGCCGGGUCUUGGCUGAGUAUUCCGAGUACUUAAGAAGACGCUACAAGGAGAAAAGCUAUGAUCGGCUAAUGAGUAUUUUACUGCUCUACGAUAAAGUCGUUGUAAGCCUUUUUGCGUUUUUUUAAAUCAAUUUUAGAAAUUUUCAAUUGACUCAAAAAAUCUGCAAGCCCAAUUGGAAUUCUUGCGUUCCAACGGAGCAAAGGUGAGCCAUCAGAAGGAGGAUGACACUGUUUUUAGUUUGCCUUGUAUCCUAUUACUGUGCGAAGGUAG